AUGCUGGAUCCCCUUGCAGCUGGGCUGUUCAGCGACGGGUUGCCCGUUAGCCUAGCUGCUGGCUACUCGGCGCGUCCACAGGUGGCGGAUAGCGGGACGACCUUCAGUGAAGGUUAGCUGCGAAAUAAGCACACCCAGGUCUGACGAAUAAGCGGCAGCGACAUUGCUACCAGGGUGCGGUGGGCUGAGGUCUGGAUCGCUGAAAGACUUAUAGAAAGCCGCAAAACCAAAUGACGGCAUUGUGACAUGGCGGCCGUAAACCGCCAUUACAUAGGUUUGCUUGCCACCGCUGCCUUGUGGUUAGGCUUUUGAGCCAAAGCGCUGGAGGAGCCAACCUCGAAUAAACAAUUCGAGUGGCUGCUGGGGACCUGCCCGUAUUCCAAAUUCCCAAGAAACCUCAUGAAAUAUGUCCGAUCACAUUAUUACGACCCAUGCUACGGCGUCCGCGGGAACCGAUGCGCUCCGCAACCCUGGUCCAAUGGUGCGGGCGAAUAGUAUGCGAGCUGGACUACUCAAUCGUGGACGGACUCUAGGUAUUGGAUGCUAGAAUGUGCGAACGUUUCUGGACCCCGGUACUCAAAAUCUGACCGCACGCAGCCUUGAUGAGUACAACGUGGGUGCCUUCUGUCUGUCAGAAGUUCGACUCCCUGACUCAGGCUCCAGCGAAAUAAAGGUCCCUGGAGUCGAAUCACACUUUACCCCUGUACCACAGCGGCCCGCGCGACUCUUCUGGUUGACACGGUGUGGCGAUCGCCCUAUCAAAACAAGCGGACCUUGCGCUACAUGCUUGGGAACCAGUCAAUGACCGGAUGCCCUUCGCGCGACUGGAGGGUCACUUCACGAACAUCUCCAUCGUCGCUGUGUACGCACCAACUUCGGCUGCCGAACAGAGCGUUAAAGAGGCGUUUUACUCUCAAUUGCAAGCGCUAGUUGAAAGACUGCCUCGCCGCGAUCUGCUGAUUGUUGCAGGCGAUUGAAAUGGUCGAACUGGACCUGGCGACCCCACAACCAGUCAUCUUGGCCGCUUUGGACUUGGUUCUCGAUGUGAAAAUGCUGAGAGAUUGCCGAACUUCGCUGAUCGAAACCGACUGCUUGUCAACAUGUUUCCAUCAUCGCAAAAAAAAUCUGAUGACCUGGUAUUCAAAUGACGGCCAUACGGUAAGUCAAAUUGAUUGCAUACUAGUCAGCUCAAGGUUCCGCAGCUGGGUUCACGAUAGCAGAUCGAUGCGUGGUGCCGAGACUGGUAACGCCCAUUGGUCGAACCAUGUCCUUGUCCGUACACACUUGAAAGUUCAUCUCUUAUCCGCGUCAAAAAAUAUCGCAUCCUAGACACCUCGAUAUCGCAAAAAUCCGGCAAAACAGCACUGCCGAGGCCCUGAGCAUAGAAAUCCGGACCUGUUUUACGACCCGAGGCGACGGAGAAGGCAGUAACCAGUGGUCGUCACUGAAGAAGUCGGUCUAUGUGGCAGCUGAGAAUGCCCUUGGAUACACCCAGCGACGCCGCAGUGACUGGGUCAGCGGAAGAACUCUGCAGUUGUCUUCUCAGACGGCUCGAGCCAGGUCCCGUAACGAUGGCUGCUUCCGCCAACUUCGGAAGAUGACGGCAAAGUCGGCCACGGACGACCGGGAGCAAUAUUGGGCUGAAAUAGCGACCUCCAUUGAACAGGCCUCGAACGUUGGUGACACUCGAAAACUCUAUCAACUGAUCCGCCAAGCCCUUCUGCUGUGCGCACUUUGAGCACCAUCUCAACUUCGAUGCCCAGCCUACCUCGCCCUUACUCUCCCCUUCAGCGGAUUUUCUUCCCUCUCCUACCUAUGCUGUACCAUGCGACACCCCCUCUGAAGGAGAAGUUGCCGAUGCCGUACGAAAGUUGCGCAACAAUAAGGCACCCGGAGAGGACGGUAUAUCCGCUGCGAUCUUCAAGUCUCGGGUCGACGCUCUGGCGUCCUGGCUCCAUGAGGUGAUUGAACGAGCGUGGAGAAUCGAGGUUGUUCCUGAUGACUGGGGCUUAGGCAUCCUUGUACCUAUCCUCAAGAAGGGAGAUAAGACGAGAUGCGAGAACUGCCGCCGCAUAAGUCUCAAUGACGUUGCUGCGAAGGUCUUAGCUAUUGUCCUACUCAGGCGAUUCCAGACUGUGCGUGACUCAAGGACGAGGCCCAACCAAGCCGGAUUUCGUGGUGGAUGUGGAUGCGCAGACCAGAUAUUCACACGGAGGCGCAUUCUCGAAUUUCGCCAUAGCUACCAACAACCGACGGCCGUCUGCUUCAUUGAAUUUGCCGUCACGUUCAAUUCCGUUCAUCGUGAGUCCCACCUUACUCUGGUGAACGGACAUGCGUGCAGGCCGCCCAGACCGCUCAAACCUCUGCACAGAAUUAGCGUCGUCCGCUUCCUCACACCAUUUCACUCCUCUACGCAUUCGAUUUCCCUCAUCCUCCAUCCUGACGUCUUUCACCAUAGGCUGCCAGCCCCGACCUUGCCUGUAUGCCGUUGGGAUUGA
Messenger RNA from Spirometra erinaceieuropaei, 2498 nucleotides. NCBI's taxonomy places the organism in Eukaryota, Metazoa, Platyhelminthes, Cestoda, Diphyllobothriidea, Diphyllobothriidae. The record is from the annotation of a GenBank genome assembly.